Messenger RNA from Raphanus sativus (radish), 975 nucleotides. RefSeq lists its product as uncharacterized. The coding region runs from base 19 to 396 and encodes 125 amino acids. The record is from RefSeq and is a predicted model, not a curated record. The transcript is spliced from 5 exons. NCBI's taxonomy places the organism in Eukaryota, Viridiplantae, Streptophyta, Magnoliopsida, Brassicales, Brassicaceae.
UUAAUUCGCAAUCCCACUAUGAAAUUAUCUUUUGCGCUGUUCCUCGGCGAGAUCAUGUAUAAAUAUGCUGCAAUCUCUUCCCUGCGAAUCGCGAUAUCUACUUCUCUCUUCUACACAUCUCACUCAUAUUCAUAUUUUUCUGAUCACAUGGAUCUGCUCAUGGUCGAUCUUAAUGACCCUCCAGCUCCUAUGCCAAAAGAUACAAAUUUGGAUAUAACUAGAGCCUUAGUUGAUGUAAAAAACCAUCCGGUUCUCAUAUAUUACAAAGCGUCAGAGCUUAGGACAAGCCGUUGGUGGGGGUGUUUAAGAAAAGUUCAGAGCUCAUCAGUCCAUAAUCUGUAUCACAACUUGCUUAACGGUUGGAUUGUUAUAGAGAUGGUUGGUUGUUGGAGGUGAGUAACCAUAUGUUGGAUGGGAGAAGAAGCGAAAAAGCAAGUCAGAGUUAGGAUGAGAGAAGAAUCUUUCUGCUACAUUUGUUGAUUUUUUCCUUGAUUUAUCUUUUUACUGAUGGAGAUGGCGUGAACAACUGAAGAAAUUCACAAAAAUUCAUCAGGCUGUCAUUCAAUUGGCUGCAAAAGGAAAAGUAAUAGAAUACUUUUGUACUAAGCUUUAGCCAUACGGCCCAUACCUAAUAUCUUUAGACCGAUUUGUGUUACUGUCCUACAGGUUCAAGUACAUGAGGGGAUGUAGAGAACAAUAAAAUCCAACAAUUGGGAGAAGGAACUUUCGAUCAGUAGAAUGAAACCUGAAAGAAACAUGAGGGCACCUUCUUUUUCUUCAUGUGCCUUUGCAGCAUAAUGAUUUAGUGUAGCUUUGUCAACAGAUGUCGUUUUUAAUUUGCGAUGAGCUCUAAGUCGAGCGCCGAAGCCAAAAGAAGAUAUAAAUGCUGGUAGUAUUUGUAUUUUUUAAUAACCAACGUUGAUUAAACACUUAAACUUGAGAGGUGCCUGUAAUAUAAAGAUUUUUCAUUGUUAA